CCAUGGUAAUUCAUCUCUGUCCAUUUGCUAGCGAUUCGGGGUUGGUCUGAAUUGUUUUAUAAAGAAUAGGAGUUAUAGGACUACAAAAAAUUUGACUUCCGCUUGUUGGUGACAAAUUGCGUAGCAAAAUAACAAAUAUACACCGCAUGAUAUCACAUAUAUAUCGCAAGCGGAACUGGGAAUUGAUCAAGUAUACAUAACAAGUUAAAAGCAAUGAAGACGAAGUGGCUCUUUAAUUCACUCUCAAAAAUGAUUAUUUUGUUCACAAUGUCGGUAAUAUCAAUAUUCUAUCAAGCUGAAGGUCAAAAUAUAAGUAUAAUAAGAGGGGAAAACGAUAUUUUUACGAAUCCUGCUGCCAAUGUUAGCUGUAAUUCCACCAAGGCUGUUUGCUUUGACAGGAAUUGCACAUAUUGUAAAUGUGAAAAGACAUGUCACUCUUUUGUACAAUCAAGAGGCACUUAUGGGGAGUGUGUACCAAACGAAUACUUGGUUUACGUUACAUCAUAUAAUUCAUCCUUCCUUGUGCAAGACACCACGAAUAAAUUAUGUUUGUAUCAUUAUAGACCAUCUAAAAUCAGAUAUGUCAUAGCAACCAAGUGCGAAAAUAAUGCUGGGAGACGCUGGUUUUGGACAAAAAAUGGACAACUUUUGAAUUUAGAAAGGCUUGAAUGUAUCAGCGUCGGCCAAAUCGCCAACUACCUCAUACUUACGCAAUGCGACGUACAAAAGAAAAGGCAAAUAUGGACUUGCAGGAAAAAUUAUCCGUAUUUUCUUUGGCAACAAAAAUCGCGGGGGUACUUGCACUAUGAAUACCCCGAAAGAUAUAAGUUUUAUUAUGUACUUAGCCGCGCAGAGAGAGCUGGAAUUCUUAAAUGGAAACGGUAUGGUUUAAACCGAACAAUAUGUUCAAUAGCUGUUGGAUGUGAAAUCUUCCAUGAUGGUUCAUCCAUGCUUAUUUUAAAUACAACACGGAAUUGUGAACGGAAAGCAGAAUGUUUGCAUGGGGGGAAAGAAAUAGAUAUUUCCGAUGCUGCUGAGUGUUCUCUUCUGCCAAAUGAAGGACAGUACUUACACAAAGAUCAAUGGAAAUCAUUGCUGGUGGAAAAUGAACCUUUCAAAAUAGAAACGAGCAAAACCAAAACGUCAUUUAAGUGGGAUUUACUGCAAACACCAGAAAGUUGGAAAGGAAUAAUUGUUAAAGUACAGUUUCAAUGCAAAGUUGGUGGAGAUAAAGAAAAUGAAACAAGAGUCUACUGUGUCUUGAUUAAAUACACAGGACUUUUUACUGGCUUUGAAAAACAAGACGGAAAGAAUGAUCAUCGUGAGGAAAACAAAUCUCGCACUAAUGUUAUAAUCGUAUCUAUCUUGGUAAUUACUCUUUUUGUUGUUAUUGGACUGGUCGUGUACCUUGGAUACAGAAACAAAAACAGAUUGGUCACCUUAUGCAGAAACAUACAAAAACCUGCCACAGAUGUAACAAGAAACACAUCUCCCGGACAAAAGUCUGGUAUUUCAAACAACCCGAUCUACAACUCCAGCGACAAUUAUAAACAUUCAGCCCAAAAUGAUUGUGAACUGUACGAGACAACUGAUGCUGAGCAUGUGUAUUCGUAUGCUAAUUCUGAUCAUGAACCCGACGAGCAACUGCAGCCAAACUUAACAAAUGAUUAUGCUCUACCCGAUGACCACACGAGAAUCGGUCAGCAGAAAAUCGCGCGAGAAGAUGAAGAGGAGAAGAAAGCGGCCCAAAGUGGAGCAGAACUAAACAAUACGAACCAGUCAUCACCUGUGUAUCACGUUCUUGAAAAAAAGAUCUAAACCUGCAUAUAUCUUAACCUAAUUGAAACUGCCCUGUGAUUCUAUUGACAUCAUUAAAAGGUGGGCAGACCUGGAACAAUACAUAUAUUCAACCGUGAAUUGUUCAUUUUCAGUUCACUUAA
Messenger RNA from Dendronephthya gigantea, 1940 nucleotides. RefSeq lists its product as uncharacterized. The transcript is spliced from 8 exons. The record is from RefSeq and is a predicted model, not a curated record. The coding region runs from base 214 to 1818 and encodes 534 amino acids. NCBI's taxonomy places the organism in Eukaryota, Metazoa, Cnidaria, Anthozoa, Malacalcyonacea, Nephtheidae.